Molecule: messenger RNA, 2513 nt
Organism: Centrocercus urophasianus (Greater sage-grouse)
Lineage: Eukaryota; Metazoa; Chordata; Aves; Galliformes; Phasianidae
Product: alcohol dehydrogenase 1
Exons: 9
Coding region: 116-1249 (377 amino acids)
Biological process (GO): retinol metabolic process; retinoic acid metabolic process
Cellular component (GO): cytosol
Molecular function (GO): zinc ion binding; all-trans-retinol dehydrogenase (NAD+) activity
Source: RefSeq, a predicted model, not a curated record
CGCUUACAGAAGCACUUUGUAAGACCAGCUUCUAGGGCAUUGGACAGGACUGUGCUAUCAGCAGCUUGAAUCAGCACCUGUGGGAGCAAGAUUCAAAACAGACGUGCCAGCCAACAUGAGCACAGCGGGCAAAGUUAUUAAAUGCAAGGCAGCAGUAUUGUGGGAAGCGAAUAAACCAUUUUCUCUUGAGGAAGUGGAAGUUGCCCCACCAAAAGCACAUGAAGUUCGUAUUAAGAUUGUAGCCACGGGGAUCUGUCGCUCUGAUGACCAUGUGGUGACUGGUGCACUGACUAUGCCUUUUCCAAUCAUCCUUGGGCACGAGGCAGCUGGCAUUGUAGAAAGUGUUGGGGAGAAAGUAACUUCAUUAAAGCCAGGAGACGCAGUUAUUCCACUCUUUGUUCCACAGUGUGGGGAGUGCAAAUCUUGCUUAAGCACCAAGGGCAAUCUGUGCAGUAAAAAUGACCUUUCUUCUGCUUCACCUACUGGAAGAAUGGCUGAUGGCACCACUAGGUUUACCUGUAAAGGGAAAGCAAUUCAUCAUUUUAUUAGUACAAGUACGUUCACUGAAUAUACAGUAGUACAUGAAACUGCUGCAGCCAAAAUUGAUUCUGCGGCUCCUUUGGAAAAAGUUUGUCUGAUUGGCUGUGGAUUUUCAACUGGUUAUGGGGCUGCUCUGCAGACUGCCCAGGUAGAACCAGGCUCCACCUGUGCUGUCUUUGGCCUCGGAGGAGUUGGCCUCUCUGUUGUCAUGGGCUGCAAGGCAGCUGGAGCGUCCCGCAUCAUUGCCAUCGAUAUCAACAAGGACAAGUUUGCCAAGGCCAAGGAGCUGGGAGCCACUGAGUGCAUCAACCCUAAAGACUUCAAGAAGCCUAUUCAUGAAGUGCUGACAGAAAUGACUGGUGAGGGUGUGGACUACUCCUUUGAGGUCAUCGGCCGUAUUGAGACCAUGACUGAAGCCUUGGCCUCUUGCCACAACAACUAUGGAGUCAGCGUGAUUGUGGGAGUGCCCCCUGCAGCACAAAAGAUUAGUUUUGACCCCAUGCUUCUCUUCAGUGGUCGCACCUGGAAAGGAUCCGUCUUUGGAGGUUGGAAGAGUAAAGAUGCAGUGCCCAAACUGGUUGCUGAUUACAUGAAGAAAAAGUUUGUUUUGGAUCCAUUAAUAACCCACACUCUUCCUCUCGCUAAAAUUAAUGAAGGAUUUGAUCUGCUAAGGACAGGGAAGAGUAUUCGCAGCGUCCUAGUAUUGUAGCAUUCUUGAUGGCUCAGCAGCAGAACAAACUUCAUUCUGCUCCAGUACAACUGAUACGAAUCAGACACUGCUGAAAAGUGUCACCACUGCCUUCGCUUAAAAGGAUCACGCUCAGCAUCCAGACUUCAAGCAAAGCACUUAGAAUGGAAACAAUCAUCUUUCUUCCCAUCUUUUGUUUUUUAUUACUGCUGUCAAAUUUCUCUUAAUAUCCAAAAAUGAUAUUACAGCCUGUGCUGCUGGGGCAGGUGUUAUGAAAGGUUUGUUUUCUGAUCUUUAACUGUGAAUACCAAGUGACAGGUGACAGUCUGCAAAAGAUCAAACUAAGAAUCUUACAGCUUUUUCUGCAUUUGUAAUCUGGAAACAGGAACAGAAGCUAUUUCUACUUUACUAUUUCAACUACCUUACUAUAAAACCUGUUCUUCCUACAUCUGAUUGCACAGUAAAAUGAAAAAAAAUCAGCUACUAUCUAGCCUAAACUGCCACUAGUACAGCUCAGUACCAUUCCAGUGCAUCCCAUCAGCUGCCAAAACAUAUACGGAAUCUUGCUGCUUUCUGCAACCUGGAAGUGUGGACAGAGGCAAUUCCAUCUUGGAAAAUAUGGCCUACGCAGACUAAUCUUUUUAAGGAGAUGAUAGGACUACUGGAAGUGGCUAAGUACACAAAGGUAGACAUACAGUACUUGCCCAGUAGCUGGGUAAAGGAGACUGAAAUAAGGGGACAGAGAAAACAGUGUACGUCAGCUGAACAAGUCCUUGAGCAGCCCAGCAGGGUUAAUGAUUUGAAGACAGGUUUACUGAGAGAUUAGACCUACCAGAAGGAGCUGCUCUAACAUAUAUGCGUCUACUUAACUCAGCUUGCUCAGCAAUUAAGACCCAAACAUCAAGGAUUUCUUCAUGUGGCAUUAUCUGGGCAGUCAGGUCCAAAGACUUUUUGUGGACAGUAAAAGCAGUUUAAAGUGCAUGCAAAGUCUAUUUUUGCUGUCCUGAGUGCCCAGGGGUUUUAGAACAUCAAGGGCUCAGGCACCCAUCAGCAGCAUGGCAGAACUUGAUAAUCACCAGGUAGAUCUUGGGCUGAAUCAGCUGGGCAGGUAGUGCGUGAGAACCAACAGCAUGAACUGGAUCGCUGACAUAUUUGUACAAAGAGGGGGAGCGGGCUUUCAAUUCUAUGUAACUGAUCCCUGUCUGUAAUAAUUCAGUAGAAACAAGAGGGGCAUAAUGUCUCAGUUCUCAGUGGCUUCUAAUAAAACAUUUUCUGUGGAGGCAAA